Messenger RNA from Talpa occidentalis (Iberian mole), 951 nucleotides. Its product is annotated as olfactory receptor 7G1-like. The record is from RefSeq and is a predicted model, not a curated record. Gene Ontology annotation, molecular function: G protein-coupled receptor activity; olfactory receptor activity. Gene Ontology annotation, cellular component: membrane. The transcript has a single exon. Gene Ontology annotation, biological process: G protein-coupled receptor signaling pathway. NCBI's taxonomy places the organism in Eukaryota, Metazoa, Chordata, Mammalia, Eulipotyphla, Talpidae. The coding region runs from base 1 to 951 and encodes 316 amino acids.
AUGGGACCCAGAAACAAAACAGGUGUUCCAGAAUUUCUCCUUCUGGAAGUGACAGAGGAUCCAGAACUGCAGCCUCUCCUUUUCAUGGUGUUUCUGUCCGUGUACACGGUCACCAUCCUGGGAAACCUCCUCAUCAUCCUGACUGUUGCCUCUGACUCCCAGCUGCACAACCCCAUGUACUUCUUACUUUCCAAUUUGUCCUUUGCUGACAUUUGCUUAAGCACAACCACCAUCCCGAAGAUGCUAGUGAACAUUCGAGCACAGAGUCAGGGCAUCACUUAUGCAGGCUGUCUCACGCAAGUCUAUUUCGUCUUGGUUUUUGCCAGUUUGGAAAGCUUUCUUCUUGCAAUCAUGGCCUACGACCGCUACGUAGCCAUCUGUCACCCACUCAGGUACAACGUCAUCAUGAGCCCCUGCUUCUGCGGCCUGCUGGUCCUGGGCUCCCUGAGCCUGAGCGUCACCGACGCCCUCCUCCACAGCCUGCUGGUGCUGCCACUGGCCUUCUGUGCACGCGUGGAAAUCCCCCUUUUCUUCUGCGAAGUGGUUCAGGUCAUCAAACUAGCCUGUUCUGACACCCUCAUCAACAACAUCCUAAUCUAUCUUGCAACUGGCGUAUGUGGGGGUAUUCCUCUGUGCGGGAUUGUUUUUUCUUAUACUCAAAUAGUGUCCUCUGUUCUGAGGAUCCCCUCAGCGGAUGGAAAGUAUAAAGUUUUUUCCACCUGCGGGUCUCACCUCUCCGUGGUGUCCCUGUUCUAUGGGACAGGCCUGGGGGUCUACAUUAGUUCUGCCCUGACUAAUUCUUCCAGAAACACGGCAGUGGCUUCCAUGAUCUACACUGUCAUCCCCCAAAUGAUGAACCCUUUCAUCUACAGCCUGAGGAACAGGGACAUGAAAGGAGCCUUGAGAAAACUGAUCAAUAAGAAGCUAUUGGUUUUUCAGGAGGGUGUUUAA